AUCGACUACAUCACGAACACUUGCCCCGCUUUCAGCCGCCUCGUCAUGUCUUCUGUGUAUUACGAGACGGGUCGACACCUGAUAGCCGCCAGUAUUGCGCUGGCGGCUGUGGACGUCAUAGCAGUGGCUGCGAAAUUCUGGGUGCGACGCAAGUACAAGCAAGGACUGAAGGCGGACGACUGGCUCUUGGUGCCUGCUACGCUCCUUUCCAUCGUAUUCGCCAUCAUACUUUCUUAUGGUGCUUUCAAUGAUGCUAUUGGAGGCUCCAUAAAACUUCCUGUGGGGGAUCCAGGACGUCGCGCAGAGGAAACAUACAAAUUGACUCUGGGAAGAAAGAUCCAAUGGCCUUUUCUAGUCCUGCAUCCGAUUGCUAUGGGCUUGGUUCGAUGCAGCUUUCUCCUCUUCUACCUCCGCAUCUUCUCUGUCAACAGGGCUAGAAUCUUUGUUCUGAUAUCCAUUGGGGUCGUAGUAGCGUGGAGUAUUUCCUUCUUCUUUGCAGAACUGUUCCAAUGCGGCGCGAACUUCACUUCCAACUGGUCCAUGACAUUGUUUUUGGUACAUUGCCCGGAUACGCUGUGGAUCCUCUUCUUCUCUUUCCUUACUGCGGCCAUACUCGAUGUGUACAUUCUCAUUUUGCCGAUGCCCUUUAUUCUUCGAUUGAAGCUACCUCUAACGAAGAAGCUUGGUGUAAUGUCGAUUUUGGUAGUAGGCGCUGCCACGGUUGUGGCCUCGGUGAUCCGUCUCUCAAUCUUAGCUCCUAGCAUUUUCUCAGUCACCACGGGUGGCGCACCCGUUUCAUACGAACAGAGAUCUGCGAGAUUGUCCUCCACGAUCUACUGGGGUCAAGUCGAACUCGGAGUAGCCAUCUUCGUAGCCUGCCUCCCAACCAUCCAGAAAGUUCUACGUCCACAAGAAGGCACAGGCUUCCUCUCACGCCUCGGAAUGACUGGCAAUUCUUCGCGCGCGUCAACGAAGAAUUCGAAACACAGCUUCAACACAUCAGCUUCCUCGCGGGCCAUGGGCAAGCCCCAAAUCCUGGUCGAUCAGUCCGUCGAUGUUGCGUACGAGGAUGCGGAUAACAGGCCAAUUUUGGGCAGGGGAAUGAAGCGCACGAAGAAUGGUGAGGAGAAUAUGAGCGAUAUCGAGAUGCAUGCGGGUUUGGGUAGAGACCACGCUCAGGCAAGGACAAAUUAUUGA
This is a messenger RNA of Periconia digitata, 1197 nucleotides long. NCBI's taxonomy places the organism in Eukaryota, Fungi, Ascomycota, Dothideomycetes, Pleosporales, Periconiaceae. The record is from the annotation of a GenBank genome assembly.